This is a messenger RNA of Cottoperca gobio, 3171 nucleotides long. RefSeq names its product BRO1 domain and CAAX motif containing (gene brox). The coding region runs from base 174 to 1256 and encodes 360 amino acids. The record is from RefSeq and is a predicted model, not a curated record. NCBI's taxonomy places the organism in Eukaryota, Metazoa, Chordata, Actinopteri, Perciformes, Bovichtidae. The transcript is spliced from 12 exons.
CUCAGGUAUUUUCCGGACACACGUCAUAUGACUGAACCGCGUGAUUUGAUUGGUCAGUUUCUACUCCGUGUUUAUUUCCGGAAGUAAGUUGUUGUCAGUGUCAGACUUUCCACAAGGAUUAUAAAAUCUCACAUUUACAGCGCCAGAACGUCAGGUGUGUCCUCAUCCACAGGAUGGCUCAUUGGUUUCACAGAAACCCGCUGAAGGCAACAGCGCCGGUGUCCUUUAACUUUUAUGGAGUGGCAGGGAGCCCCGCUGCCAAUAAGAUAUGCAAUGACCUGAGGACUAACAGGGCGAGACUGCUGGAGAUGUUCACUGAUGUCACCUGCAACCCUGAGAUCAUGAAAAAUGCCACAGAUGCAUACUUCUCCCUCCUCCAAGGCUUUAUUUCAUCCUUGGAUGGGACUACACAGGAGAACAAGAUGAGAUUCAUCCAGAACUUCAAGUGGACUGACACCUUACAAGGAAACACACCAAGUGCCCAGCAGGAUGCAGUGUUUGAAAUGGUCUCCAUGGCCUUCAAUGUAGCCCUCUGGUACACCAAGUUUGCCUCGAGACUAGCAGGGAAAGAAAACGUAACGGAGGCUGAAGCGAAAGAUGUUCACCGGAGCCUGAAAGUUGCUGCGGGUAUAUUCAAAACCCUCAAGGAGGUCCACAUCCCUCGUCUCAUCACGCCGGCCGAAAAGGGCCGAGACCUGGAGCCCAGAGCGAUCGAUGCAUAUAUCAUCCAGUGCCAGGCUGAGGCGCAGGAAGUGACAAUUGCCCGAGCGAUUGAACUGAAGCACAACGCCACACUCAUCGCAGCGUUGGCAUUCGAGACGGCAAACUUUUAUCAAAAAGCUGUCAGACUUCUCUGUUUAGGUUACUCCCGUGCCGAGGCGCUGUGUAAAGAGUACCGUCAGACCAAAGGCCCGGGCACCACAGCCAAACCAUCAGAGCAGCUGUUCUUCCUCAAACUGGGCGGCGUCAUUAAAAACACACUGGAGAAGUGCCAAAGAGAAAAUGGCUUCAUAUACUUCCACAAGGUCCCAGUUGAGGCCCCCCAGCUGGAGUUGAAGGCGAGUUACGGCCUGGCUGAGCCAAUCCCCUUCGAGCUGACGCCUCUCAGUGAGCAGUGCACUUCUGAAGUUUACGCCACCUUUGACCUGACCAAGGGAGCCAAAAAUGAGAAGGCAAAACCCAAGGAGGAGGAGGUGAAGCCAGUGAAGGAGCCAGAUCUGAAGCCUCAGAAGGACACGGGCUGCGUCCUCUCAUAAACCUUCCACACUUUCUACUUUCAGCCUGAUGCUUUUAUACCAUCUAUUGUAAUGAUGGCAUCCAUGAUUCUCUUUCAUGUAAACCUCCAUAGGAAGAAUUUAUUUUUUUGUUCUAUUAAUCCAUGGUAUUUUACAUUUAUGCUGAAACAUGUGUAUUGUAUUUUGGGUAUGACAGCCAUUAUCCUUGCACCUAAGCCAGAGCCAGUCCUCACAGCUACUCAUGAAGUAAACCUAAAACAUUUAAAAAGAUAGAACGAUAUUUCAAUGUAUUUUUAGUUGUUAAAUGUUAGAUGAAAUGGAAGCUUCGAAUUAGGUCUUUACAUGAGCUCUUUCCAAGGAUGAUAAAUAAGCCUUAUUGGUGAAGUAGUCUUAUUAACGGUGCCUUUGGCCGUGUGGCGACGUAAACUGCUCACUGUGGCCUCAGAACUGUGGUUUUGAACCUUUUUGGCACUGGAGUGAUCUGGCCUGAUUAUAAUAGAAACUGGUCUAUAACACAUGCUGAGAAAUGGCCUUAGGUUCAGGAAAUGGAUCUAAACAAAAGAUGCAGUAGUAGCAUCUGAAGAAUAAAACAAAAAGACAGACAGAUUUUUCAUAUUUAAUAUUUUCCACUACAUAGAAUAUGGUGCAGCCAAGCAGAAUGAGUGAAUAUAGGAAAUGGCAUUCCCACAAUCAGCCUGUAUGAUUUUCUUGCAUUUCAUAGCGGAGAUUUGAUCAGAACUUCCUCAUAAAAACACACUUAUGAUAAUUAACAGAAUUGAAUCGUGGACAGACCAAAGAACAAGACUAGAUGUGUCAUUGCUGGUGCAUUUGGUUUGUUUUAGCUGAAGCAGUUUACAGUCGAUACUUUAUUUAGAUCACAUGACGUAUGUACUGUAGCUCUUUUUGUACAGGAAAGCUGUUUAUUUUUUGUUUUUUUUACUUCAACUAUUCAUUUAAGAAAACGUUAUUACUGACUGAUUCUUUAACAUGCUUAGGGAUUCUGUGAUGUAUCCUGAUAAUAGUAGUUCUUAAUUUAUUUCCAUUGUUAUGUAAUGAUAUUUUAGCUGUACACACUUAUGACAGUAUACAAUUCUAUGUAGCUCAAGUCAUAAGUUUUGGUGAUGUUGAUUUUCAUCUGUAUGUUUCAGUGGAUGCACCAGACUAUCCACUGAUGCAUACAGUGACAUGCUGACUCUUGUAAACUUUUCAGUUGCUGAGAGAACGCUGUUGUCAAUAGUUGACACAAUGUAUGGUACCGUACAUCUAUUGAGUGUUAUCCCCUUCCUUAAAGACAAUGAUCGGAGCGUUAGCAAGAUCACAUCUGGGGCUGGGGGGGCCGUGAACAUUCGUGUCUAAAGUUAUUUUAUGUGCCGCUGAAGAGCAGCUCCAACUUGUCGAAACUCCCCCCAAGGUUAAAGCAUAACUAUCUAUCGCUGGAAACGUGUAUAAACUGUAAUAUAUUGCUCACAUGUAAUCAUUUAUGCCCCCUACUUGUAUAUUGGCUUACCUGAGCUAGACUCCACAACUGUAGUGAAAAGCAGACGAGCUGUCUCUCUAAAUUUCCACAUAGCGCACUGCAACACCUUUGCACUUUAUAUUCAGCUGUGCAGGGAUUUCAGUGGGGACCUGAUGGAGUUGUAAUGGCCAAAGAAGGUAACCAUUGUUCAUUAUACCCGGAGCAGAAAUCAGACCAAUGAUGGUGUUUUAUUCUUUUAAAGGCAACUGUUUAUUCAAAGGGUGUGUCGGAUUCCCAUUACAAUGUACACUCCUGUAGCCCAUUAUGCCUCCUCUAAUGGAGUCCUUCAUGUAAAAUGUAUUUCUAAUGGUAUUACAUCACCCGUAAGCCUCCAAUCUUCCACGUCUUGUGCUUAUACUGUAUAUGUCGACAUGAUUUAAGCAUCAUCCUAGCUAUUAAAGGAAUACUUCACCCGCAAAA